AGAGAAAGGGAGAGAGAGAGAGAGCACACGAGACUCAGUGAACGAAGAGCUGCUUCGCCUGCUGCGUUGAGAGCCUGCACCCCUCCAGCAUCGCGCCUCCGGGAUCCUCCAUCCAUCGGGGAAUUCGACCGUAGUCAUGGACUUUCGAAAAUUACUGCGCCUGGCGUCCAAAUUUCCAGUUUAAAAUCUGCGAUUAAACGAGCGAACUCGACUGUGGUGAGGAUACGAAUUCUUCAAUCAGUAGAGAGUUGAGUUGGCGUUUCUGCAUCGUGUCUCUUCGUCGACGGGGAGAUUUGGCGAGAUUUUUCGACUAUAGACGUCGAGAUUUCGAGGGAUUAGCUUCUUGGAAGCGGUGUGGACCGGACUUGGAUUUGUGCGAGGAGUGGCGAUGAGGGGGAGCUUGUGGUGCUGUGGAGGACGAGAGUUGCAGUAGCGAGAAACGAAGGGAAGAACCAAAGCGGUAGAGGGAUAAUGAUAGUUGCGUGAGCAAGAUUUGUCUUUCUGUCUUUCUUUCUUUUUUUUCCUUUCUUUUUCGUUUCUGUUGUGAUUGCGGUGUGGACCUGAACGAAAUUGGGCGGAAAAACAGUUUUGAGAUGAUGGUGGGAGAGAGAAGGGGCAAGCGAGGAGGUGGAGGCAGUUUCAAGGUGGAGUGAUUGUUGUGAAUAAUGUGCGCGCGGAAGUGGAAAUAGGUUGUUGCAGAAGGGCCGGGCGCCAUGGAAGGUCAUCUUACAGGAGGCAGUGCGUCUGCUGGGACCAGUACUGGAAACACCUCCACCAUCGGCAGCACCGUGAUCUCGGCCAACUCUUCGAGCUCCAUGGAAGCUAUCAUCCGAGUUGCAGUCGUGUCUUAGGAUUGAAACACCUGACUGACAACUUAAGUGAGUGAAGUGCAGGAUAUGAGGAGGUUGCCGUCUUUAGACUCCUCAUCUACUCUUGCACUGACUGGAAGCACUAUCUUGACAGCUUAGCCAGUCGCAAGAAAUCUGGUUUUAAAUAUUGCCAAAGAUUGAUCAAGUGCGGAGUGCCGGCAGAAUAUGUAGAAAGGGGUCAAGCAGGGGUCGCAGACUACCUGAAAAACCACAGCCUUCAGCUGCCAGUAGUGAUGAGUAGCCUGUUUCCUGGCCCAGAAGAACUGCAAACUGCCUCUGCACUAAACGCUGAUGAGACUCAAGGACCCGGCACGAGGAAGGAGUUUUUGAAUCAGUGCAGGGAUGCAGUUAAAUGGGUGAGGUGGGCUAUGUUUCAGGGUGAACCACAGGUUGUUUUGGGAGGUAGUGGAGGUGCAAGAGGCGUCUGUGGAGCUGUCUGGGGUGUUAACGACAUUGCAUACAGAUGUCGUACUUGUGAGCAUGAUCCUACUUGUGCCAUAUGUGUGCCUUGCUUUCAACUUGGCAAUCACUCGACACACGACUACUGUAUGAUUCGCACUGGAGGAGGGUGCUGUGAUUGUGGGGACAUGACAGCCUGGAAACAGUCUGGGUUUUGCUCGAGGCAUUGCGGUUUUGGUCAGGCGGUUCCCUUGCCAUCCUCCAUCAUAGAGGUCGCUGCUCCAAUACUUGAAGCACUCUUGGUUCAUUGGGUUCAAAGGUUGAAGGCAGCCGAUGCUGUGAUGGAAGGGAAGUCUAAGAAAUGGAGCGAUCUAACAGAAGAGGAGAAAGUGGCAUCGCAACUUUCGGUGGUGUUUAUUGAGUUGUUACUAGAGUUUUGUAGUUAUGGAGAACCUAUGCUGGCAUUCACGGCAGAGCUCAUGGGCAAAAAUGAAUCAGGGAUACUGGAUUCAUUGAUGAACACAGAGUAUUUCUUACCAAAGUCUGUCAGAACAUCUUUGCACGAGUUGUUAUAUAAGCUUCUAGGGGACAGCAAUUUCAAACUUUCAUUCGCGCAAGUUUUCAUUUCGCACUAUCCCAAAUUCUUCCAAGACUCUGUUGCAGAAGAAAAUGCAUCAACUGGAAGCCCCGCCAUAAGCAAAUAUCGUGAGCAGACUAUUCUCAACAGCUUUUCUGUACAGAUUUUUACAGUUCCUACUCUCACACCGAAAUUGGUUAUGGAGUCGAGACUUUUAGAUAUGCUGCUUGACACUCUCAAAGAAUUCUUCCGUGCCUGUUCUGGAGAGGAUGGUCGACUUUUGGUAAGCAAGGGUCCAGUUGCUAAACGUCUGUAUUUCAGAAUGCUUGAGGACAUAAGAUAUGUGAUGAGUCAUUUGGAGGUGUCAAAGUAUGUAGCAGAAAGAAGACCUGAACUCACGAGAGCGUGGCUACACAUGCUUGCCUUGGUUCAAGGCAUGUAUCCGCAGCGGCGGAUUACGAGUAAUCAGGUGGAAGAAGAAAAUGACGAUUGGGGCUCAGCCUAUUUUUUGGAGAAUCAAAUGGCUACCAUCCAUCCUUUCUUUGUUGCAGGGGCAGCUGAAGCUUCUAAUGCAUCCUUGGGCUUGGAGCAGAUGCCUCUAUCCAAAUCGAGUGCUUGCUCUGGAUUCGGGAGUGAGGCGUCGAGUAGUAGAGACUCUGUCAGCCGACUUGACAAAGUUGGAUGCACUAUGAGUGAACCUAACAUGACAGUAUUGACGAGCAGUGGUGGUCCUUCUGGACCAGAUGUGGAAAUGCGUGAUGUCACUGUUACAGUUAAUGCUGUGGAAAAUGCUUAUAGUGGGAGAGCACCAUAUUCAACUGAGAAAGUGGAUGUUGGGGAUGUCUCGCAUUCAAGUAUGACGAUACCAGCUUCUUUGGCGUGGCUCAUCUCUGAAUGCAUUCAAGUUCUUGACACCUGGCUUGCUUUAGAUGUUGCUAGAGAAGGCUCAAGGCCAGGGCAUUGUGAAGAGGAAGGUUCUCCAUCGCGAGUGAGUAAAUUUCGUGACUGGUUACGACGUACCAGGCGCUUUCAAGUGCUUGAGCCACGGGUGUGGUCCGAUGCUGUUCGAGAAGAUGCUUUUGAUACCACUGCUGCUUCGAGGAAUUCGACCGCGGAUAUGGAUGUUGAUGUUUUAGGGGCAACGGUUUUUGAAUCGGAAGAAAAUGUAGAUAUUGGUGGAGCAGGCCUAGAGACAGACGCUGGUGGUACAGAAUGGUGGAUGGGCUCAGAAGCAGUGCAACCAGCACCUAUAGCAGUAUACAAAGAUGAAGAGUGGGUAUUUAUAGAUUUUGAUGUUAGUCGUCAGGAGGUAUCCUUUCAUAUUCCACUGCAUCGUAUGCUUGGACUGCUACUCCACAAGGCUCUGGAUCUUCAUGCUGUGAAUACUGAAGCAUCCGAUGGUACGGCUUUCACGUCUGCAAGUAUCCAUACUCCUGGCAGGAACUCUUUGGGACACAUGUUCCCACCAGGUUUGCAGAUGGCAGGGUUUAUAUCUGUACUCAUGGAGCAUCCUCUUCGUCUGCAAGUUUUAUGUGCUCAAGUUCAAGCUGGUAUGUGGCGUCGCAAUGGACACUCAACCAGUGGUCUGUUUGACCUCUACCAUUCGGUACAUUGGUGUGAGGAUGGUCUCGAGCUCGAUUUGUUCUUGCUGCAGUGUUGCGCAGUAAUGGCACCAUCUGAAGAGUUUGUUGAACGUCUUCAAGCUCGGUUCGCAUUGUCUGAUUUCUUCACACUUGUACUCUGGCGCCCAAAUGAGUAUGAAGUGACUCUGGCACAGGAGCUAUUAGUUAUGAUGAUCAGGUUAGUCUCGGAGCGUGGUUAUUGUGGACUGACUGAAGUUGAGGCAUUACGACGGGAACUUGUCCUGAGGCUAGCCGUUGGAGAUGCUACUCACAGUGCUUUAUUAAAGGCUUUACCGCCACGUUUACAAGAGAGCAAACGUGUUCAAGAAUGCCUUAAUGCGGUGGCUACGUAUCGUAAUCCAUCUGGGAUGCAGCAGGGGAAGUAUGUUUUGAGAGAAAGUUGUUGGUGUGAAUUAGACCUUUAUCACCCACGCUGGAUUCCCCGGGAGCUCCAAUUAGCCGAAGAUCGUUACUUGCGAGCAUGUAAAACUCCUGCAGUGAUUGCUCAAUUACCUCGGUGGAAGCAGCCAUUUAAGCAGAUGCAAAAUUUGGGCCGAAUCAUCAUCUCUCGACGAGUUCAUGAUAUGCUUCGUUCCAUAUUCUUCCAUGCCGCCUUUGCUGAGAAUUUAUCUAAAUCACGAGCACCAGAGGGGCUGCUCCUUAGUGCACUGCAUCUGUUAGCUUUAGCACUCGACGUUUGUGUUGCAUACAAGUUGGCAGUUGGAGACACCGUGUGUGGAGCUAAAUCGACAAUUUGUCCAUCUCUUGAUCUCAAUGUGUAUUCAGAUGGUGCGAGUACUUCCACUGGCGAUUACGCCGAGGAUGUCCCACCACUGCUUCUGGGUUCUGUGGAAAAAGUUGAAGUAGCACUAGAAGAUGGAAGUACGAUGGAGGAGGAUCAGAGCAUGCUCUCCUUACUAGUACUGCUUUUGCGUAAGAACAAUACUGGAGACACUAUGACAACCUCCGCUAUUGGCAAUUACAAUAUUGGAGGCUUGAUUAAGAGUCUUCUAAGGCGAUUUGGCGAAUUAAAUCAGAAUUGCAUGAGUGAGAUUGAAUUGCUAGCUCCUGAAAUAUUGGAGCGUACAUCAACUACUGGAGCCACACAGCAGGUAGACGGUUCGGGGGGCAACAGUUGUGAGGAUGAUUCCUCAGUUUCUGAAUUGACCAGAACAAGAGCUUUGGCUCGAGAACGUCAGGCAGCUGCGAUGGCAAAAAUGAAAGCUGCACAAGAGCGGUUUUUCGUGAAUUACCGUUCUGAAGAAGAAGCAGAUGCAAAACGAACAAGAGAGUCGGAAGAGGGGAAUGAUGAUACGCUCAAAGAAACUCAAGUACACUGCGCACUUUGUCGAGAUUCGGCAAGUGCUAGUCCAUUGUGUUUCUUGGUAUUUACUCAGAAAUCUAAGCUCCUUUCAAUUGCGGAGAGGACUACACCAUCAUGGGAGUGUCUUGCAGUUACGCCUCCACCUCAGGCGGAAAGAGAGGGUGAGGUUCCUGGUGGACCAGGCACCUUGAGCACUUCUGUUGGUGAUGGCACAUCUAGAGAUUUGCAGAGCCCAGCAGAGCUAUGGCAUUGGAUACAGGAAGCUUUGGGAGAUGCUCAAACGCGGUCACGUUUUCUUGAAGGAGAGGAUUUUUUGGAGCUUCUUCGUAAUGGAUUACCCCCACGUAUGCGGAAUGCAGUUCGUGCGACCCCAGCAAUAACUUUAGAGGCAACUGUACCACUUGCUGGUACAGAUUCCGAGGAAGUAGAAUUUAGCAGUGAGAUCACUGAUGCAGAAAUCAGCAUUGAAGCUGGGACUAGUGAUUCUCCAGGUACCUCACCUUUGAACUGGUGGGACGUCAGUCAUGGAGGGGCUGAGCUAGAUGAGAGCAGUAUUAACAGAGACAUUGCUGCGGCAACUGUCUUAGCAGAGUAUGUCACAGCUGUCUCUCGACCUCAAGAAUGGGUCCGUCGAGGAACAGACUCACCUCGAGAGGUAGAUGCAGAUCAAGGGAGAGAAGGUGCUCUGACACUUGCGAGGAGGGUUGGCUCACGUAACGCUCCACCAAUUAUCGAAGCGGCAUUAUACAACAGCACAGGCGUGAAUGAUACAGUGGGCGUCUAUCUUUCUGCAUGUGGACAUGCCGUUCAUCAAGACUGUCGAGACCGUUACUUUUCUUCGCUGUUGCAAAGAUAUCAUAGCAGAGCUCUAUUUGAAGGAGUACAGAUUGUGGAUCCUGAUCUGGGAGAGUUCCUUUGCCCUGUUUGUAGGCGGCUUGCAAAUGCAGUUCUCCCAGUUCUACCGGGGCAUACGGGAUUGAAUAAUCCAUUCAAAUCCUCAAGCAUACCACAAAUUUCAGUGAGUAGCACCUCUGAUGGCCCGCCUAUGCUGCAGUUGGAGCAUGCAUUGCGUAUGCUCAUCAAAGCGGAAGAAUUAGUUUCCAAGUCUGGUUUUCGGAAAGUGGUUGAUCCACAACUCCCUGAUACAGUGAAGGGAGUUUUAGAGGAUCUUGCAAAGCGACUUUGGGGAUUGUUUUAUCCUGGAAAGGACCAGUUCAAUACUGUUACGCAUGGUCGAGUACAUCAAAGCCUACUACUUUGGGACGUCUUGAGAUACUCGCUCAUGUCUGCAGAGUUGGCUGCCAGGAGUAACAAAAUCUCUGAGAAUUCUGCCAGUGGCUUGGUCGCCUUAGUCGAUGCGGGUGAUGCAACACAUGGUUCCAUUUUACCCCUUCUGCUUCAUGCUGCCAAAGCCACACAAAGCCAGAGUCAUCAGGCUGUUCUACUAAGAGCAAGAGGCAUGCAGUUGUUGCGGGACUCUAUCGCCAACGGCAUCUCCAGGGACUUGUUUGCGGAAAAAGCAUUACAUGGCAAUUUUUCUUCGCUUUUGCAGUAUCUUGAUAAGGGACACGAUGCAGCAGAUGUACAAUUUUGGAAAAGGCUGGCGGAUCCAGUGCUAGUUCACGAUCCCUUUUCAUCGUUCCUGUGGCUGCUCUUUUGCCUACCAUUACCAUUCCCUGCGAAUGGAGCCCCAUUUACUGCACUUGUGCAUCUUUUUUAUUUGGUGUCCGUCACCCAGGUUAUUGCGCAAGCCGGUGCAUUCUUAACUUUAGACACAGUGUUGGGGCCAACAACCAUGUCGUUCGUGGCAUCUAUCCAUGCUAGCUUGGUUGGAACAUGUCUUCAACCUUCAUCGUAUCACGAGAAUGUAUUUAAUCCUGCAAGUCUACCGUUGGUUGCAAUCAGGCGCUUGACGCUGCCUUUUCUUCGCAGCUGUUACUUGCUGCAGAAUUUGAUGGCCGGCUCAUCACAAGUACUUCCUGUUGGUAGAGCUCACCAGUGGGAGCUACCUCAGGAACAUAGUAUUCCAGAAGGUUCUUCGUCAUCUUUCACUGAUUCAGGAGAUUCACAGAGUCAAGUCCUGCAGGAUAUGGAAGAGUUGGACCAGCUGGAAAGUACCUUCUGUAUUCCAUAUUUAACUAAAAUCCUCGAAGAAGAUUUAGUUCAGAACAUUGUGUUAAGGUGGUGCAGUCAUGUGAAGAUUGAUACAGGUAUGAGAUACUUGCGUAGUGGUCCCCGUUUGAGGACAGCUGCCCCGUUCAGAUUGAUGCACCUGCCACGUCUGUUUCAGGAACUUCUGCAAAGAUAUGUUAAAGAACGGUGUCCUCGGUGCAAGACAGUCCCUGAUAGGCCUGCUUUAUGCCUUUUGUGUGGAGACCUCUGUUGUGCAGUCGGUCCACGGCCUUGUUGCAGCGUGAAUCGGCAAGGAGAGUGCUACAGGCACGCCAUGGUUUGUGGAGCAGGCAUAGGCGUAUUUUUGAUGUUGCGGAGGACUAAUAUUCUUUUGCAACGGUGCGAGCGGCAAGCUAUGUGGCCAUCACCAUAUCUUGAUGCUUUCGGAGAAGAGGACAUUGAGUUGCGGAGAGGGAGACCUUUAUAUUUGAGUGAAGAAAGAUAUUCUGCUCUUACUGCUAUGGUGGCAGCUCAUGGACUUGAUUACAGCUCUCCAGUGUUAUCACACACCACACGCGAUACUGUAUUUUGAUUUCUACUUGAGGUCCUUUAAUACUGUAUAUGCUUCACUUUGCUGACCAUUUAGGAAAGCUCUCUAUUUGUUCAACCAGAAUGGAGGUAAUCAGUGACAUAGAGCUAUUGCUGGGUGUGCUUGAAUAGAAUCUCUAGUCUACAUGAGCUUUAUGAGCUUUAUGGACAAGAUUAAAGACAUGGAAGUUGCAUUGCCGUUGUUUUACAAAUGCAACAGAGAAUCUGCGUUUAAGCAACACGGAACAAAGAUUCGAACAUGUAUUGAUCAAACAGUCUAUGAAUUCUACAACGUACUAGCAAUUUACGUCUUGUGAAAAUCCCAACUCAUAACUGACGAAAUCCAAAAUUCAUGCAAUUUUAAGUUC
Physcomitrium patens is the source of this 7859-nucleotide messenger RNA. NCBI's taxonomy places the organism in Eukaryota, Viridiplantae, Streptophyta, Bryopsida, Funariales, Funariaceae. The record is from RefSeq and is a predicted model, not a curated record.